Molecule: messenger RNA, 3588 nt
Organism: Lycium ferocissimum
Lineage: Eukaryota; Viridiplantae; Streptophyta; Magnoliopsida; Solanales; Solanaceae
Product: probable receptor-like protein kinase At1g30570
Exons: 2
Coding region: 607-3204 (865 amino acids)
Biological process (GO): protein autophosphorylation
Cellular component (GO): plasmodesma; plasma membrane
Molecular function (GO): ATP binding; transmembrane receptor protein tyrosine kinase activity
Source: RefSeq, a predicted model, not a curated record
AUAAAUAAAUCUCUUGUUUAUGUCUUCUAAAAAUGGCUGUUACAGCAGUUACAACAAAUACUCAAGGAGUACUAAAAUAGUACACCGGAUACACAACAGAUAUGGUGGAUGGCAUUUCUAAAAAGAAAAAAGAAAAAGGACAGUGUAAUAUAUGAAUAUUUCCAGUCUGUUUCAAACAACUCCAGCCUACCCAUGUUCUUUUCUCCUCAUUUUUAUCGCAAAACAAACAAACAAAAAAAUUAAGCUCUUUCCCUGUACUCAGCAUUUUUAGCUCUUAAUUUUGAAGAUAUAUUCUUGUGGGGUUUGGUUAUUUUUCCAUGUUGUUGAAGCUUCUGAGUUGCCUAUGAGAGAUUAAAAAAGGUAACUUUUUGAUGUUUAUGAUUCACUUUUGAUUUUGUGCUGUACAAGUUUGUUGAAAUUUUACAAGGUCAAAGCAUCAGAUACUAAGAUUGUUUUGUUUUGGGGUUAGAAGUAAUUGAGGUGAUUGCAAGUUAGGGUUUUUACUUAAAAAUUUUCUAGUUUUGAAACAAUUGCUGGUGAGCUUGAAAAAGUGUAUAGGUAGUACCAAAAAGGAAGAAACUUGUGGGCUUAUUGGGAUAGUGAGUUAUGAAAGUCAAAGGAAGGGAGGUGUUUGGGAUAUUUCUUGUUUUGAUAUUAGUUGUGUUUGUUGAAAUUGGGGAAGCUCAAACAAAGACUUUUUUGGUAAAUUGUGGUACAAAUUCAAGUGUGAAUGUGGAUGGUAGUAAAUGGAUAGGUGACUCUGCCAGUGGCAACAAUGUCACUUUGAGUUCACCAAGUAUUGAGGCAUCCACUGACUCAUUUAAUGGUGAUUCAUCUUAUGAGCCACUUUAUAAAACUGCCAGAUUUUUUUCUGAAAGUUUUAACUAUACUUUCAAAGGAGAACCUGGUAGUUAUUUCCUCAGACUCCACUUUUAUCCCUUUUCAUUUAGUAAUCGCAAUGUGAAUGAAUCCUACUUUGCUGUUUCUGCAAAUGGUUUGAAGUUGGUUUCGGAGUUUAAUGUUGCUGGUGAGAUUUUGCUCAAGAACUCGCUCCUGCAAGGUUCCGGGGGCAACUCCAGUGUUUUCUCAUUGGUGAAGGAGUAUUUUGUGACUUCCGAUAUCGAUGUCUUUGUGCUCGAGUUUACUCCAAACAAGGGUUCUUUUGGAUUCGUUAACGCCAUAGAGAUCAUCCUGGUGACAGAUAAGCUAUUUGUUGACUCUAUCAGUAAAGUCGGUGGCAAUGGUGGUAACAGUUCUUUGAAUUUGAGUAAACGGGGGAUUCAAACUAUGUACAGGUUGAAUAUUGGGGGUUCAGCAAUCAAAUCCACUCAAGAUUCAAAGUUCAGGAGGAAGUGGGAGGCGGAUUCAAGCUAUAUGAUUAUCGCAGAUGCUGGAGCGGAAGUCAAAAAUCAUUCCAACAUUACUUAUGCUUCCCCGAACGACACCUCUGUUGCUCCACUUCUUGUGUAUGAAACAGCAAGAAUUAUGAGCAACACACAUGUCAUGGAGAAGCUGUUGAACAUGUCAUGGAAAUUGGACGUGGAUCCAGAUUUUGAUUAUGUAAUCCGCUUACAUUUCUGCGAGUUUGACUAUAAUAAACCAAAUCAAAGGAUCUUCAAAAUUUAUAUAAAUAACAAAACUGCAGCAGACAACUACGACAUCUUCUCACGAGCUGGGGGAAUGAACAAGGCCUACCAUGAGGAUUACUUUGAUCCGAUGCCCUCGAAAAGCAGCAGUCUUUGGGUUCAACUUGGUCCUGAUACGACGACUGGUUCUGCAGGUACUGAUGCUAUUUUGAAUGGUUUGGAGGUUUUUAAGUUGAGUCGGAAUGGUAAUCUUGCCUAUGUACAGAAACAUGAGGAUGUUCCAGAAAAAUCAACUUCGAAAAAUUUAAUCCUGUGGGUAGGAAUUGGAGCAGGUAUAGGAUCCAUUUUCAUUCUGGCAGGUUUAAUCAUGCUGAUUAUACGGCUAUGUAGAAGGCGGAGUAGCAAAGAUGACACGAAGAAAUGGAGGCCGUUAUUCCUUCAUGGAACUGCUGUGACCAGCACUGGUAAUGGUAAGGGAUCAAUUCAAUAUCAAAGUCUUGGAACUCUAAGAUCUGGAAGGCGGUUUACUCUAGCAGAGAUUAAAGCAGCGACAAACAACUUUGAUGAAAGCUUAGUGAUUGGAGUUGGAGGAUUUGGUAAGGUUUUCAAAGCGGAGCUCGAUGAUGGCAGCACCCUUGCCGCAAUCAAGCGAGCCAAUCCUCAAUCUCAGCAAGGUCUGAAAGAAUUUGAAACAGAAAUUGAAAUGCUUUCUAAGCUAAGACAUAGGCACUUGGUGUCCAUGAUAGGUUUCUGUGAUGAACAGAAUGAAAUGAUUUUGGUCUAUGAGUACAUGGCCAAUGGAACACUGAGGAGUCAUCUCUUUGGCAGUGAUCUACCAUCCCUUAGCUGGAAGCAAAGACUAGAAGUGUGCAUUGGUUCGGCUCGUGGUCUGCAUUACCUUCAUACAGGUUCAGAGCGUGGAAUCAUCCAUAGGGAUGUCAAGACAACCAACAUAUUGUUAGACGAGAAUCUUGUGGCGAAAAUGGCGGAUUUUGGGCUGUCUAAAACAGGCCCUUCUUUGGAGCAUACUCAUGUCAGUACAGCAGUGAAAGGAAGUUUCGGUUAUCUGGAUCCCGAGUAUUUCAGGCUGCAGCAUUUAACUGAGAAAUCUGAUGUUUACUCCUUUGGGGUUGUGCUGUUUGAAGUUAUAUGUGCACGCCCUGUUAUAAAUCCAAGCUUACCAAGAGAUCAGAUCAAUCUUGCAGAAUGGGCAAUGCGGUUUCAGCGCCAAAGAUCGCUUGAAACCAUCAUUGACCCACAACUUGCUGGACAAUAUUCCCCAGAAUCAUUGAUGAAAUUUGGAGAAAUUGCUGAGAAAUGUCUAGCGGACGAGGGAAGAAGCAGACCAACAAUGGGAGAAGUCCUAUGGCACCUGGAAUAUGUAUUGCAACUUCAUGAGGCUUGGCUGCGGAAGAAUGCAGGGGAAGACUCUGCUUCUGAUAUUCGUGUUCUAGAGACUGUUGAGGAGAGAGGAACUGAAAAUUCUGAAGAGCAGACUCAUGUUGAAUCAAAAACCAAAGAAGAGGGUGAAUCUGCAACAAGGACCAGUGGUACUACAGAUGCCAUGGCUACUGGAGUAGAUGAUUUUUCGCAAUUCGUCAGUCAACAAGGAAGGUGAGAUCCAAAACAGUGGAGAGUUGAUUGUAAUAUCUUGACUGGUAUAGGCCCGAAUUCUUUCCAUUUUCAUCACAUGCGUCUACGAGGACUUCUUGACAACCUCGAUCAGGUUCGACAUUACCCAUUAAGCAGAAGGAGCUUAGAAUGGAGAAUAUGAAGAUCUUUUAGUAAUACCUACAUGUUGUAUUCUUUUCAUCAGUUUGGAUUUCAAAUUGUUUCCUGCCGAAUCCUUGUUGCUCAAGGACUAAACGAUUCUUUUAUUAUUGUAUGCACUUCAUGUUUGUGUUUGAGAGAAUGCGACUAAGUUGAUGGAUUGGGAUUUAGAUAUGUAAUAGAUAUAUUUCACUUCAUUUAGUGGAAAAAUGAUAUCUUGUUUGAUGGCGUA